AUGCCCAAUGGCAACGACUACAAACGGUUGCAGGACCUCCUCAUACAGGUCGGCAAUGGUAUAUUCGCUCGCACCGGCACUACGUUCGACGCCCGUUACGAUAAACUGGCCAAGCAUCUCUACCAGAGUGAGCUGCAACAGCUGGACUUUGUCGAGAACGAAAUGGCCGCCGUGCGUUACAUCAACAACUGGGUGCACAAUCAAACGCACGGUCGCAUCGCCGACAUCGUGUCGCACAUCAGCGCCGACACGAUCCUGAUGAUUGUGAACACGCUGUACUUCCGGGGUCUGUGGGAGGAACCGUUCCAGCCGAUGGGCACACGCAACAGGCGCUUCUUCCCGAAUGGUCCCGACGGACCGGACUCCUUCGACACGCCAAUGAUGGCCAAAAGCCACUGUAUGCCGUACUACUUCUGGCAGGAGGAGAAUGUCCGCGUGGUCGGUGUGCCGUACCGUAAGAACGUGACCAUGUACGUCUUUCUGCCGGUGAACUCAACCCGCGAGCUGCUCCAGUCGCUGCAGACGAAGCUGUCCGCUGGCGUGAUCAACGACAUUGUGAAGAAAAUGAAGAUGAAAUCUGUCACGCUGCUGCUUCCUAAGAUGCACGUGUCCAACUCGGUCAGUCUCAAGAGCGUGCUGCAGCAGCUUGGCGUUUACACGCUGUUCGACAGUCAAGAGGCUGAUCUGUACCGGCUUCUCACCGGGAUGGUUAACGAACGGUUUGAUGAAGAAACGAUCGAGGAUCACUUCGACGUCUUGCAGGAUACGCAGGAAAACGCGGAACGCUUGCUGAAGAAGCGAAUUCCUGACUGUGCCAUCAUCGUGCGCCAGGGCAUUGGCCGUGGGGAUUGCCUAAAGGCGAACUGUGCUUACGGAGGCAAGGCGUGUGUGUGUUGCGCCGAGGUUGACAACGAUUUCCGGCGGCGCCGCCGACGCCAGGCGACAAAGGACAUGGAACCGACGAAGAGGAUCUUUGUUAACGAAAUGCUGCACAAAGUGGACCUGACGGUGAACGAGGUCGGUACGGAAGGAGGCGCAGCAACGGCGACGCUGAUCGAUCGCAUCUCAUCGCAGAUCAACAUGAUCGUUAAUGGGCCAUUCCUCAUGGUGAUUAGGGAAGAAACGACUCAGUUGCCGCUGUUCUACGGCAACAUCUACAGUCCGAAAUAA
This is a messenger RNA of Anopheles nili, 1170 nucleotides long. RefSeq names its product serine protease inhibitor 28Dc-like. The coding region runs from base 1 to 1170 and encodes 389 amino acids. Lineage: Eukaryota; Metazoa; Arthropoda; Insecta; Diptera; Culicidae. Gene Ontology annotation, molecular function: serine-type endopeptidase inhibitor activity. The record is from RefSeq and is a predicted model, not a curated record. The transcript is spliced from 2 exons.